AUGAAAAUCGCUAUCACCGGUGCCCGCGGCACCGUAGGACGCGCUGUUGUCAAAGAAGCCUCUCAGGCCGGCCAUUCCACAGUCCAGGUUGACCGAACCGAUACCGAGUACGAUGGAACGCCCAAUUCCGAGAUGAAGACCGCCGACACGGCCAAUGACUACGAAGCCACGCUGGAAGCCUUCAAAGGCUGUGACGCCGUUAUUCAUCUUGCUGCGAUACCAGACCCCAUAGGGAAGGACGACCAGCUGGUCCACAACAACAAUGUUACAUCGGCAUUCAAUGGUUUCUACGCCGCUGCGCAACUGGGAAUCAAACGAUUCUGCUACGCGUCGUCAGUGAACGCGAUCGGUCUCGAAUAUGCCACGCAACCGCUGAGAUUCGAAUACUUCCCCGUUGACGAAGAAGCACCACCCAAUCCAACAGAUUCAUACGCACUGGCCAAGCAAGAAGCUGAGACCCAAGCGAGAACAUUUGCUCGAUGGUUCCCCGGAAUGAAAAUCGCGUGUAUGCGAAUCCAUGCCGUGGCGUCCCGCGAGGAGGCACAGAAAGGACACAAGGAGAAUUGGGAGGACUCGGCCGUCAAAAGCUUGUGGGGAUGGGUGAGCCCGGAUGCGACUGCGAGAGCCUGCUUAUUGUCUGUGGAGAAGGCCGAGAAACUUAAUGGAUGCGAAAUUUUCAAUGUUGUUGCUCCGACGACGACACAGGACACGCCGUCGAUUGAGCUUGCAAAGAAGUAUUAUCCCGAUACCGAGAUUCGGCGCGAGCUCAAAGGAAAUCAGUCGUUCUUCACGGCUGAAAAGGCAAAUAGGAUACUUGGUUGGGUCCAUGAGGAGUGA
Aspergillus tubingensis is the source of this 837-nucleotide messenger RNA. Its product is annotated as NAD-dependent epimerase/dehydratase family protein. The record is from RefSeq and is a predicted model, not a curated record. The coding region runs from base 1 to 837 and encodes 278 amino acids. The transcript has a single exon. NCBI's taxonomy places the organism in Eukaryota, Fungi, Ascomycota, Eurotiomycetes, Eurotiales, Aspergillaceae.